CUUCCUCCACUGUCCUCCGUGUCUAGGAGCGCCGUUAAACCGAAAGCCUCUCGCCCAUGGCACGCGACUGAUGGGGUUCUGGCAUGCUUGAUCUGUUCCCAUCAUUAUAGUUCGUGUUAUUUUGUUGAUGACGGCGGAUCGAUCGGUUUGAUUGGCAGCCAUCUGGUUUAAACCACAGGAGAGAUUUUCACCAUCAUGCAGAAGGUGGAGGGACGGCCAGCCCCGGGCAGCAUAUCCUCCUCCUUGCGGGGUCCAAGUGCUCCUGGCUCACCCAGCAUCAUGGCCCGUGUGAAUGACGAAGUGGUGGAGUACAGGGAUCUUGCUGCUCUGCCCAGAGAUAAAAGUAUUCUACAGGUGGAGAGACCAGAUUUGAUGACCUACCAACCCCACCUCACCUUCUCACCGCUAGACGCGCCGCGUACGCCCCGUAGAGAGAGAUCCCUUUCUCCUUCCUCCAUCUCUCCUCCUCCCUCUCCUGAGCUGAAGGAGUAUAGAGAGGGGGGAGGGUCUCCAGGAGGCUCCACAUUGCAGCUCCGAAAGACAGCCACCCCUGUACAGCAACACUUCCACACGCCAGAUAAUGGUGCCAACAUCUACAAGAAGCUGCCAAAUUUUAAACAGGAGGUCAGCAAGCAGCACGUGAUGGCCAGCAUCAUCCAGUCGUCUAUGUUCCCAGCAGCUCAGAAACCAGACCCCAACCUGCCCUCAAAGAUAGAGACAGAGUACUGGCCUUGUCCUCCUUCACUGGCUACUAUGGAGAUCGAGUGGAGGAGGAAGAAGGAGGAAGAGGAAGAGGGGAAGGAUGAAUUUGAAGACCUGACUGAUGACGCCAAGACACUGCAGGAGCAGGAGCUCCACAAGAUCAAGUCUAACCUGGGCAGGCUGAUCCUGAAGGAGGAGAAGGAGGAGAAGGAGAAGGCUCUACUUGGCAUUGGACGCAGGAAGACUCAGUCACUGCCAGACAGAACGCACAUGCACACCAGUUCCUCCUUGAAGUCCUCCUCCCGCUCAGGUCUGACCAGGAUGCAGUCAGCAGAGUUCGCUAUAGAGGGGGAUCAGGGCAGAGCAGAGAAUGGAGAGGCACCGCGGGAAAGGAUGGACAGAGGAAACUCACUGCCAAGUAUGCUGGAACAGACGAUCUACCCAUAUGAAAUGCUCAUAGUCACCCAUAGAGGGCGCUGCAAGCUUCCGCCGGGCGUGGACCGUACCAGGCUGGAGAGACACCUUUCUCCUGAGGACUUUGAGCGUCUGUUCGGAAUGCCCAUUGCUGAGUUCGACCGCCUGUCGCUAUGGAAACGGAAUAAUCUGAAGAAAAACGUUCAACUUUUCUAGCAGGAAGUGACCUUAUCCGUCAGACAGGAAACAGGAACCGCUGCACUGCCUAACAAAGAAUACCACACAACACCAAACUAUCACUCCCUAACUAUCCAUUUCACAUACUAACUUAUCCUAUAUCAUAUCGUACACAUAUUCUUCUAUCUGUAUGUUCCUUCGUAUCCUUUAGUCACCACUAGCUUUACUAUAGAGCAUCAGUAUAGAGACAAGCCUGACCCUAACCAACCCUAUCAUUUGCAAUGAGAAUCUCCUAGUAUCUACUGCCUCCCUACCCCCAUACACAGACGCAACAGCCUACACACACAAUACAUAUUAUGGCUUUUAAUACUCAGAAACUGGAAAUAUUAUUUUCAUGAUAAAUCCAUGUACAUUAUCAGA
This is a messenger RNA of Oncorhynchus tshawytscha (Chinook salmon), 1713 nucleotides long. Its product is annotated as dematin-like. Gene Ontology annotation, molecular function: actin filament binding. Bases 196 to 1332 code for a protein of 378 amino acids. Gene Ontology annotation, cellular component: actin cytoskeleton; plasma membrane. The transcript has 16 exons. The record is from RefSeq and is a predicted model, not a curated record. Gene Ontology annotation, biological process: actin filament bundle assembly; lamellipodium assembly; cytoskeleton organization. NCBI's taxonomy places the organism in Eukaryota, Metazoa, Chordata, Actinopteri, Salmoniformes, Salmonidae.